AUGGGAAUGAGUAAAAUUACACCCUCUCCCUCCAAUGAAUCUCUAGAAGUUGUAAGGAAGGAAAAUUUAACGAAUUCAAGAUCCUCCUGGCAGAGAACUCGUCAAGAGGAUUCACAAGGGCAUUUGGCUCAUGGAGUGAAUAUGCGGGAUUCUGUUGAGGAAAUAUUUACUAGUAAAAAUCAAGUGUUGAAAACAGCCGAUUCCAAGAUUGAUAAGGAAGAGGUAAAAGUGGAGCUUCAUGAUAAUCAUAGGGAUGUAGCAAAAUCUUUGAAAAAGAUUCUCUCCAUCAAAUGCUGCUUUUCCCUUAGUAUUGUUUUGCUAUCAUUAAUUUCAACACUCACCAUCUUUGCCAUCACACUUUCUGUACAACAACAGUCUAUUGAGGAAUUUACCAAAGUGAUGGGUUCUAAUUUAAAAUUUUCAGCAUCAGAAUUUAUUUCCAAUUUUAUGGCAGCUCCUUUCAGAAUUACAGAGAGCGUGGGAAGAAGUUUGUACAAUGAGGAAAUUGUACCGUUCGAGUACAGUAAGAUUUAUUCAACACUUUUUGCUCAAUUUGUGGUGAAUAACGUCUCAUAUGUGUCAUAUACUAGAAAGGAUGACCUUUAUAUUGGCUUGUUUUGGUCUGAUAGAGGGCUACCAGCUAUAGAUGUUUAUCGAGAUGGUUGUUGGGUUAAUGGAACCUAUGAGGUGACUAGUAUUGAUGCAAGGACUGAUGUCGUUCCUGAUCCAGUUGAUUAUUGUGACAAUUAUUAUGUGAACCACUUGGACGAUUUGUAUUGGUGGAAGCAGGGAAACAUACUAGGUAAAAUAACAUGGGGGGAUGCCUAUUGUGAUAAGGAUGGUUUUUAUUGGGUCAGUUCCUAUUUUCCAAUCAAGAAUGAAAGUAAUAUUGUUUUAAACAAGUACACCAAAACACUGGAGCCUGAAAUGAAUGUAUUGAUAUCAGUGGAUAUGGAUCUUGCAAGUGUUUCUAUAUUUUUGUAUCAAAAUUUAGAAAUUAGUAAGAACUCGUUUAUCUAUGUUGUCCAAAGCAAGGAUAUGGUUAUUGUUGCCACUUCCAAAUUGAACGAUACAAUUUUUAUAUUUGAUUUGGAGGCAGAAGGGUUUAUUCAAAAAAAGAGAUUGAAUGAAAGUAGUAUCCCAACUGUUGCCAAGAUUGGAUCUGAAUUGAUUCACACAUAUGGAACUUCUUUGGUAAAUGUCUCAAUUCCAUUAACAAAAUUCUACGUCAAUGGAGCAGAGUACAGAUUAGAGGUGGUAGACAUUAAAGACAAGUACGGUUUGGAUUGGAAGUGUAUGAUUUUCAUUGCAAUAGACGACUACAUGGGAAAUGUGUAUACAUUGAGAGAUGUUGUGUUAAUAGUAGAUUCUUUGGUGGUAGUUAUUUCUUUGGUGGUGGGAAUUAUAAUUUCUUAUUUUGUAACCAGUCCAUUAACACAACUGGGAAAGAAAAUGGAGGAAUUGCAAAAUAUUCAAAUUGAUACCGCUGAUUUGAUUAGUGAAGUUACUUCUAGAGCUUCAGAAUCUGAUAGAAAUGAUCAAGAACAAGAUAUGGACUUGGAAAAGGUUGAGGAUCAAGGAAGAAACUCUAUAUUUUAUGAAGUUUUUGUUUUGCAGGACCACUUUUCAAGAAUGAGCUCUGUAAUGAAGGGAUUUAUGAAAUAUGUACCAGUGGAAAUUGUCAGCACAUUUAUGAAAGGGGAUCAAUCAAGUUUUGAGCUAGGUGUAAGGAGCAAGAAAAUGGCUAUAUUUUUCAGUGAUAUUAAGGGAUUUACAACUAUUUCAGAACAAUUGGAACCAGGUGUGCUUAUCAAAAUGUUGAAUAUUUAUUUUGAAAAGACUUGUACCAUCAUUUACAAAAAUAAGGGAGUUUUGGACAAAUUUAUUGGUGAUGCGUUGAUGGUUCUAUUCAAUGCUCCAGAUACUAUUGAAAAGUAUGAAUAUUUGGCAGUUAAGUCAGCUCUUGAUAUUCAGAAAAUGCUAAAUCUUCUCAACAAGAGAUUUAUCAAGCAUAACUUGCCUCAAUUAUAUACAAGAAUUGGAAUAAGUGUUGGUGAUUGCCUUGUGGGAAAUAUUGGAUCUAGUUAUAGAUAUUCAUACACUUGCAUUGGAGAUACUGUGAAUUUGGCUGCAAGAUUAGAAGGAAUUAACAAGCUCUAUUCAACCAAUAUGCUUAUCUCUGAUACUUGUUAUGAAAAGGUAAAGACAUUAGUUGUUUGCAGACUGAUUGACUGCGUUGCUGUUAAAGGAAAAGCAAUUGGAAGAAGAAUCUAUUCUCCAGUCGGUCAAAGAUUAGAAAUUGGAGAUGAAGUACAAAGAAUGUGUGAUCGUUAUGCAACCAUUCUAGAAACCCAUUAUUGGAAGAGAGAUUUUAAAACAGCCCUAAAAGAAUUUGAGAUAUUCCUUGAAGAGUAUCCAGAUGAUGGACCAUCUCAAGAAAUGAUGUCAAGAUGUUGCAUGUAUAUGAGUGGUGAAUUACCAAUGCCUCCUGAAAAUUGGACAGGAGUCUAUAUGGCCACAGAAAAGUAA
Molecule: messenger RNA, 2529 nt
Organism: Naegleria gruberi
Lineage: Eukaryota; Heterolobosea; Eutetramitea; Acrasida; Naegleriidae
Exons: 3
Coding region: 1-2529 (842 amino acids)
Biological process (GO): intracellular signal transduction; cAMP biosynthetic process
Source: RefSeq, a predicted model, not a curated record